This is a messenger RNA of Lampris incognitus (smalleye Pacific opah), 2283 nucleotides long. Its product is annotated as putative methyltransferase NSUN7. Gene Ontology annotation, molecular function: methyltransferase activity. Lineage: Eukaryota; Metazoa; Chordata; Actinopteri; Lampriformes; Lampridae. The record is from RefSeq and is a predicted model, not a curated record.
AUGGUUAGAAAUAGACCUUCAAAGCGGUCCUCUGUAUGCAAGACAAAGGCUGGCUCCCAGAUAUCCAGUCUCCAAGAACUGACUCUCCUAGAUGGUCCGCUGCAGAAAGAUCCUUGCUCUCCUCCAGAGCUGUUCCAAUCUGGCAACAGUCAACUGGGCCUUGCAGACAGUGUUUACCUGUUGGCAGCAGCCAUCUUCCAAAACAAUCACCUGGUGAGGCCUGCUGCCCACCGCUUGGUAAACUAUGGCAAGCGGCUGGAACUCCCAUUGCCUAAGGUCAAAGAUGAGGCAAUGCAGAAGAAAGCUUAUGAGCUGGCAUUCAACACACUUAAAUAUCAGGAACUGCUGGAGGACAUCAUGAUUGACAGCUGCUUUUGCCUUGCUCAACCAAUGCCAGAUGACCAGAUGAGUUUGGUGACUGUCAUUCUUUACGACCUCCAGGACAGAAAAUUCCUCCCGUGGGAACGCCAAGGGGAGGAAUUUAUACAGGAAGUCAGAGAUGUGGAGAGCUGUCUCCUCAGGUUCAAAACCAAGCUGGCUGCUUCUGUGGCUCGCUGGAGAAUCAAACAUGGUCUCUUGACCAUUGACUCUAUUCUACCUGAGAGUGUUAGGAAGAAACAGGAGAGAGCUAGCAGCUUGCCUCUCUAUGCAUGGAUCAACACACUGAAGAGCAGUCUUGAUGAGGUGUGUGGUGUGCUGAAGACAGCAGGCUUCUCACAGGUGAAAUCAAUCAGGCAAGGGCACACCUUCUACCAGGACCCCCACUGUGAGGAUACGCUGGUGUUCCCUGCCCAGGUUAAAGCUGACCUGCACCGCACCAAGCUGCUCGAUGACCACAAUCUCAUCAUCCAGGAUAAGUCGUGCUGCCUGGGUCCACAUGCGGUAUAUCUGCUUUUGUCCGGGGAGGAAGAUGUUCUGAUGGUGGGCUGCUUCUCCGGCCUCACCGUCUCACACACCGCCUCCCAGAUCACUCUCAACCAACAUGCGUCCAACAGCAAGAACCAGUCCAAAGUUUAUGUGUGCAUUGGUGAUCGUUCAAAGGAAGAGCUGCAGGAGGCUGUCAACAAUAUUGGCUGCAGAAAUGUGAGGCUGAUACCAGAGGUCUUCCAAUCUUUGGACUGUAAUGACACAAGGCUUCAGAAGGUGCGCGUAAUUCUAUUGACCCCACAGUGCUCCUUGUCGGCAAUCAGCAACCCUGUUGAUUUCAUACUGCAGGAGAAUGGAGAUACAGACCUGCUUCAGCACCUAUCCCAGGGUUCCAUAGCCCAGAGCAAGCUGGAAGCUCUGGUAGCGCAACAGAGGAAGGACAUUGAUCACGCCUUGAAGUUCCCCAAGGUUCAGUCAGUGGUGUACUCUACAUGUUCAUCAUACCCAGAAGAGAAUGAGGAGGUGGUGAGGAGAGCCUUGGAGCUGUCUCAGGCCUGGUCAGAGCAGGAAGGGGAGCAGGCCUUUAAGCUCAUCACAACCCUGCAUGGCUGUGGCCUUGCUAAGAAUUCUGAAGUGAUGGGUCCUUUUUUCAGACUUGAACCCUCAGAGCAGAGUAAUGGCUGUUUUUUGGCUAUCCUCACCAGAGAGCCUGAGCCAGUGGUUGAAGAAACAGCACAGGAAGUGCUUGCUAGGGCAAAUAAAAAGGGCCUAUUGGACAGAAUUGGUACCAACCCACUAACCAAAAAAGAGUAUCUUGGAUAUGCUAACCGGAUGGGAAGAGCAACUCACCCCCACACCUCUCAGUCCCGCAACUGUGCCUCCAACAUCAGUACCCAGUCCAGAGCCAAUCAGCCGAGGAACUACAAAGUCAAGGGAAGUGCCUCUGCUACUAUGUUUGAACAACAGGAAGUGAGCAGUGGGCGACUUUCUCUACAAGGAGAGGCCAAAGCUUCUUGCAGGCAGGCCCCAAACAGCACUGUUUCUACCUCCUCUACAUCUUCCAAACUAGCCCAGUUCAUGCCUUGCAAGAGGGCCACCUGCCUAAUCAGUACUGCAAUGCCCACCAAUGGACACCCUUUGUCAACAACCCCCAUGUUCAACUCCAGGUCCACUCCUACCCAAUGUCCAGCACUUUCUGCCCAAGCAGCCGCAGCGGCCCAAUCCCCUAAGGUUCACCAGGAGGUGCUGAGGCCCAUGGCUAUCAACCUGCCUCCUGCCCAGUUCCCCAAUUACUUCCCACCCAAGUACAGCCGGACAGGAGGAUCUGUUUCCUGCUCUCCCACACCUGUAUCCCCCAUGCAUAGCCGCACAAGCCUCAAUAAGCAAGCUCUGGUCAAACCCAAGCCUUGGCUCUGA